This is a messenger RNA of Argiope bruennichi, 1671 nucleotides long. RefSeq names its product piggyBac transposable element-derived protein 4-like. Lineage: Eukaryota; Metazoa; Arthropoda; Arachnida; Araneae; Araneidae. The record is from RefSeq and is a predicted model, not a curated record. The coding region runs from base 1 to 1671 and encodes 556 amino acids. The transcript is spliced from 2 exons.
AUGGCUUCCUGCAGUCGUUCAGUUCGGUCUUUUCCUCGUUUUACUUAUGAUGAAGAAAUGGAAAGACUUCGGAAGUUAUUAGAAGAGGUUUCCUCAGAUGAAGAAACCAUUGAAGAAGAAAUAGAGGAUCCAGAUAAUGAAGACGUUUUCAGCGAGCACCAGUCUGAAUCAGAGGAAGAAUGCAGAUCUUCAGAUGAUGAAGUUUGUGAACAAACUAGCUUUUUUGUCGGAAAAGAUAAAACUACAAAGUGGCAGAAAGAACCUUUCAGAAAUCAGAAACGCAUACCUGUACAAAAUAUAAUCAAAAAACUGCUUGGCAAUACGCAAUUUUCUAAACAUGUUACUUCGCCAAUCGAUGCUUGGAGACUGAUAUUUGAUGAUUCAAUAAUAGAAAUGAUUGUGAAAUGCACUAAUACUUAUGUAGAAAGCAUUUCUGGACUAUUAUGUAUAGCUGGAUUGCACAAAUCUUCUCAUGUGAAUGUUAGAGACUUAUGGGCGACAGAUGGCACAGGAUUAGAUAUUUUCCGUAAAACUAUGAACUAUAAGCGAUUUCUUUUUAUACUUCGUGUCUUGCGAUUUGAUGAUAUUAAAACUCGGAAUGGCAGACGAAAGAUUGAUAAAUUAGCUCCAGUAAGAAACUUGUUUGAACAUUUUAUCAGGAACUGUCAGAAGUCAUAUCAUGUAGGUGAAUACGUAACAUUAGAUGAAAAACUAGAGUCUUUUCGAGGCAGAUGCUCCUUUCGACAGUAUAUGCCAAAGAAACCAGCAAGAUAUGGUUUGAAGAUAUUUGCUUUGGUCGAUUCUAGGACAUUUUACACGUACAACAUGGAAAUAUAUGCAGGUCAGCAGCCAGAUGGCCCUUACAAGAGAGAUAACAGUUCCUGCGAAAUAGCUAAACGCUUGCUAGCUCCAUUAUACAAUUCUGGAAGAAAUGUCACCACAGAUAAUUGGUAUACCAGUUAUGAAUUAGCCGAAUUUUUACAAAAACAAAAAAUUUCUAUUGUUGGAACAAUACGUAAGAAUAGAAAAGUUAUCCCACCUGAAUUAGCCUCGCAUAAAAAUAGAGAAGAACAUACAACUCUCUUCGUGUUUCAAAACAAUAUAAUGAUUCUUUCUUACAUGACGAAAAAGAUUAAUUGUGUAAAUCUUCUGUCAACCAUGCAUAAUGAUAAUCACAUUGACGAAAGUACAGGAGAUUUAAAAAAACCGGAGGUAAUAACAUUCUAUAACAUGACGAAAGGAGCAGUAGAUGUUGUCGAUGAAAUGGGAGGAUCUUACUCUGUUGCUAGAAUAUCUAACCGGUGGCCUAUGGUGAUAUUCUUUUCACUGCUAAACAUUACGGGAAUAAAUUCAAGGAUCUUGCUGUUAUCGACCAAAACCCCACCUGAAAAAUUCAGAAACAGGAGGCAUUUCUUGAAGGAUUUAGCGUUUUCACUUUUAGAACCUCAUAUGAAAUCAAGGCAAAAACAACAAGAGUUUCUGGAUGAACCACAAGCAAAAAAGCAAAAAUUAAGCUACCGUAGAUGCUACUUGUGUCCAAGAGAAAAGGACAAGAAAUCAAAAACUACGUGUUUGAAGUGUGAAAAAAAUAUAUGUCGAGAACAUUCAGUAAUUGAAGCGGUAUGUACAAACUGCAAACAAUCUAAUGUUUCUGAUCCAUGUACACCCUAA